CUCCAGAACUGCCAAAAUAUUUACCUUUCUUCAUGGCAAUUAAAAAUGGCAUAAAAGUAAAUGGAAAGCACGAAUAAGUAGUCAGUAAAUAUUGUGGCUAAUAGACAUCACGUACAGUUCUCUGCCACAUUAAAAAUUCUAAUUUUUAUCAAUGAAAGUUUUUGUUCUAUUUUUUGUACUUCUCUCCAUCUGUUGUGGAUUGAAUGCACGUUGUGUGAGCAGACAUGCGUCAAGUGAUGAUUGUCCUUUAAGAAUCUUUACUCAACCAGAACCAAAGCCAGUUCGCUAUAUCUACAGUCCAUCACCAUCUUGUCAACAUGAGGAACCAUGUGACUGUCCAAAAUAUCACGAUUUGGUCGUUCAAAAGCCGCAACCUGACGAACAACCAGUCAUGACUGCUGUAAGCUAUGAAUAUAAAAUCAACAAGCCAGAAUUCAAAGCUGAAGCUGAAAAGGACGUUAAUAGAUAUUUGUUUGAUGUUCGAGUAGAAAAACCAGUUCAGCCAGAACAAGAAGCACCAUCUGAAACCUACGAUUAUAAACUCCAACAUGUUCAACAAGCUCCAAAUCAACAAGCCAACUCCAUCCGUUACCUUUUCGACACUCGUGUUGAGCAACCAGUCAAGCCUUGCGACGAGAAGCCAUGGCAAGGAUUAGUCACACAUAUUGAUGCAGUCAUGAUGCCAAAGCCAUGCAGCAAUCCAAGUCAUCGACCAGGAAACUGCAAUUGUGGAUGUCGCAAUCCAAGUCACACCCCAAACACAUGUGACUGCAUGAGAAAUUUGUUUGAACUUCCAAUGUCUUUAAGUCCUGUCCAAACAAGUCACAAACGAAUAAAACGUGAUACAAAAAAUAAAAAUAAAAAGUUAUCAUUCAAGUCUGGUAUCAAGUUACCAAAAUUAAAGCCGUUAAGAUUUGAUUCCAAGUCAUUAAAGAAAAUUGACCCAAAAGAAUUGGCUUUGGUUUUCAGAGCUGACAAAAUUAGACCAACAAAACAGUCAGUAAAGUUGAGUAAGCAAUCAGCAAAAGAGCAAUUCCUUAGAUUAAAGAGAAAAGAAAAGUCUCCAUGUGGCUAUGAAUUUGAGUCAUGUGAUUUAAAGAGAAGAACUCCAGCUGGAUGUCCAUUGUGCUAUAAAUGUCAUUGUGAGCCUGCUGAUGGUUCAGAAAAUCAAAGGUUCUCGCCAAAAGACAUAAGAAUUCCUUAUCAAAUGGCAUCACAUGAUCAAAUAUUUAGUCCGGCGACGCAACAGGAAUUUGAUGAAGAACCUCCGUCUUAUACUGGACUCAAGAAACCUGAUAUGUAUAAACAGUACAUUGAGCAAGUCAUCUCAAAAUAUCCAGAGCACAUGUCAAGAAAAAUGCCUGAUUUGAUGAACCAACAGCGUGACUUGAUGGAUUUUAUUAAUGAUCUUGCCAAAAAUGAUAAGUCACCACAGCCUGGAAAGAAUGAUGAUAUUAGGUAUCAAGUUAUUGAUGAUGCAUUGGAACUGUAUAAAUUGUAUCAAAAUGCUAUUGGAACGAAUCCAAUGCGAUUUGGAAAUGGACGAUUAUUUAACAAAAGAGGAACAGUUUUGGAAGUCAUUGAAGUUGAUCCGGAUGAUUUGAAAACUGGAAAGAUUAAGCUUCCUGAAAAUAUUGAUAGCUAUUAA
This is a messenger RNA of Chironomus riparius, 1648 nucleotides long. The record is from the annotation of a GenBank genome assembly. NCBI's taxonomy places the organism in Eukaryota, Metazoa, Arthropoda, Insecta, Diptera, Chironomidae.